Lacerta agilis (Sand lizard) is the source of this 2683-nucleotide messenger RNA. RefSeq names its product LMBR1 domain containing 2 (gene LMBRD2). Gene Ontology annotation, biological process: adrenergic receptor signaling pathway. NCBI's taxonomy places the organism in Eukaryota, Metazoa, Chordata, Lepidosauria, Squamata, Lacertidae. The coding region runs from base 350 to 2431 and encodes 693 amino acids. The record is from RefSeq and is a predicted model, not a curated record. Gene Ontology annotation, cellular component: membrane. The transcript is spliced from 18 exons.
ACGAGAAGGCGGCGGCGAGCGAUUGGGCGAAACAGGAAAUGUCAGGCGCGGCCGUGGCUCUGCCGGCAGCCGGCUUUAAUGCUCCGCUGACGAGAUCCGGGCCUGGUUCCUGAGGAGAGUCUGACGAAAGACGCCCGAAAGACGCGGGAGCCUGCUGCGAGGGGAAGCCGACUCGGGAGACAGGGCCGCUUCGUCGCACGGUAACCUGGCGGAGGCCGGAGCCCUGCAAGUGGCUCAGCUGAGAGGGGAGCGGCGGACGAUGGAGCUGGGAGAGGCCUCGCCCCGUCAGCGCUGACUAUGACAUUACUGUAGAUGAGCUAUAUGCCCUGGUUGGAUUCAGCGGACAAUAAUGAGUGGUGCAGCUUUGGGCAUUGAGAUAGUAGUUGUCUUCUUUCUGGCAUUAAUCAUACUACAUCGGUAUGGAGACUUCAAAAAACAGCACAAGCUUGUGAUUGUAGCUACCCUACUUGCUUGGCACCUCUGUUUUCUCAUAGUAUUUAUAUUGCCUUUGGAUGUCACAACGACUAUAUACAAUCGAUGCAAGGUUCAUCUGAAUUCUAGUCCACUUGAAAGUACCACCAGUAAUGUUUCAUACACUACUCCUGCUCCAAGAAAACAUGAAUGUUUCAAACCAUGGAGUUAUAUUCCUGAUGGAAUUAUGCCAAUCUUUUGGCGGGUGGUAUACUGGACAUCACAGUUCUUAACAUGGAUUCUGUUACCCUUUAUGCAGUCAUAUGCUAGGUCAGGAGGCUUUUCCAUUACUGGAAAGAUUAAAACAGCAUUAAUUGAAAAUGCAAUCUACUAUGGGACAUACCUUCUGAUAUUUGGAGCAUUCUUAAUAUAUGUGGCUAUAAAUCCAAAGUUCAACCUGCAAUGGAGUCAACUUCAGACAAUUGGAAUAGCUGCUGCCAACACCUGGGGCCUUUUCCUUUUGGUGCUGCUGUUAGGGUAUGGCCUGGUUGAAAUUCCACGCUCUCACUGGAAUGGAGCAAAGAAAGGUUACCUUCUUAUGAAGACUUACUUCAAGGCUGCUAAACUGAUGACUGAAAAGGCAGAUGCAGAAGAAAACUUGGAGGAUAUAAUGGAGGAGGUUCGCAAAGUUAAUGAAAGCUUCAAAUACAACCACCCUUUGAGAAAAUGUGUGGACACAAUAUUAAAAAAGUGUCCUGUUGAGUAUCAGGAAAGAAUGGGUAGGAACAUGGAUGACUAUGAAGACUUUGAAGAAAGGCCCAAUACUUAUCCAACAGAGAAAAACCUGGCUAAACUUCAUAAGCAGGUAAUUUAUUCUGUACAACGGCAUCGUCGUACGCAGGUCCAGUGGCGAAUUCUUUUAGAGCAAGCCUUUUACCUGGAGGAUGUGGCAAAAAAUGAAACCAGUGCAACUCAUCAGUUUGUUCAUACUUUUCCAUCUCAAGAACCUGAAAACAAGAUUGCUCGGUAUCUUUAUACACCAACUGUUGAGUGGUACUGGGAGUGUCUGCUGAGGCCAUGGUUUCACAGAAUCCUUGCAGUUAUUUUGGCCACAUUUUCUAUCGUUGUCGUAUGGUCGGAAUGCACGUUCUUCAGCACAAGGCCAGUCCUGUCUCUGUUUGCAGUCUUCAUAAAACUGGCAGAGAAGAAUUACAACUAUUUCUACAUAGAGAUGGCUUGUUUCUUGACCAUCUUUUUCCUCAGUAUCUGUGUUUACUCUACUGUCUUCAGGAUCCGUGUAUUCAACUAUUACUAUUUAGCUUCUCACCAUCAGACGGAUGCAUAUAGUUUGCUUUUCAGUGGCAUGCUGUUUUGCCGUUUGACUCCUCCACUAUGUCUGAAUUUCUUGGGCUUGACUCAUAUGGAUUCAACAAUUGCAAAGAGUUUAGAACAGCCAACUGCAUAUACAUCCAUUAUGGGAUCCAUGAAAGUGUUGUCCUUCAUUGCAGACGGAUUUUAUAUCUAUUAUCCCAUGCUGGUUGUCAUUCUUUGUGUUGCUACUUACUUUAGUUUAGGAACUCGAUGUUUGAAUCUUUUGGGAUUCCAGCAGUUCAUGGGAGACAAUGAGAUGACUUCGGAUUUAAUAGAUGAAGGAAAAGAGUUAAUCAGAAGAGAAAAAAGAAAACGGCAAAGACAGGAAGAUGGUGAAAACAGGAGAAGGGAAUGGAAAGAACGAUAUGGGAACAACCGUGAAGAUUCUUCUAGAAACAGAAAUGUUCAAGCAGACCAAAAAGAGUCUAGCUUCACAGAGACGAAUACAACUAGAUCAGUAGCUUCUAAGUACACCAGAUCAAAUGGGAGGAAUGAAAGGGACACAGUUGAGCUUCUUCAAGAUGCAGAACCUCUGGACUUUAAUGCUGACUCAGUUGGUGAAGAUCCUCUCGACUCUGAUUCAGGAAGGUACCAGCCUGGUGGAAGAUACCUGUCGAUGUCGCGAAGCAGAAUAUUUGACGAUGUCUAAACCAACAGGACUAAGUCUUGCAUCCAUUGCUGUGGUGAAUGUUCUUUCAGUAAUGCAUUCUGCAACCAACACGACCUCACUUUACAAACAGAAAACAGAAUGUGGGAAAUAAGAAACUUUCCCCCUUUAAAAAUGCACUUUGUGUAAUUAAUUGCCCAGUAUGUGCUGGGCUAGAGCAUUGGCUUCUAAAACUGGAACCACCUCAGCUGUGCCUUGCCCAUCUUCUCUGCCCGCUCCUUGAAUGUCCCCCCC